Molecule: messenger RNA, 3609 nt
Organism: Pocillopora damicornis (cauliflower coral)
Lineage: Eukaryota; Metazoa; Cnidaria; Anthozoa; Scleractinia; Pocilloporidae
Biological process (GO): negative regulation of MAP kinase activity; animal organ development; multicellular organism development
Cellular component (GO): membrane; cytosol
Source: RefSeq, a predicted model, not a curated record
GAACAAAGCCGCUUUAUUGGAAGAAAAAUCAUUACCCAAUUUACCAAUUGUAAAUCGGUCUCAAUACGUCAUUUGCAAUAUUGGGUCUUGCAAAACAAUACCUAAUAGUUGGCGCACGAAAUAUUGUCUACCUGAAUACUCAACAUUCGCUUUCUUUCAAUUCAUGCGUAAUUUUCUUAGUUAGAGGUUGUCGUAAACCUUCACUUAGUCAGUUCAACUAACAUACUUUUUGCAAGUGUACAACAGUGAUGUCUGACUUUGAUACGAACUAUAUGUCCGGAGUGGCAGCCAUCGUGGCGCCAGUAUUAUGCCAUAUCCUGCGAUUUUUGACUGUCAAUUUUCAACCAAAAACCACCAAGUGGAAAAUUGCAGCCGCUGAAGUUGUGUCUGCUGAUCGACAGGAAGCGAUCUGGUUGAAUUGUGGCUGUUCUCGAAAAGCCUUUAAUGCAAAUUUCAAGCUUCUUUUGAUUUUCAACUGACAACUUGUUCUUUGAUGGCUUUCGCAACAUUAAAACAUAUCAACCGUAAUCUAAACAAUUAUGAAGUACCCUGUCACGAGUAACCAUCUCAUUUCGAGUAUAUGGACAAAGUUCAUUUGACGUGACAUUUGGUCGGAGACCCCGAGGAAAGAAAAUUAAAUUAACGCCGAAAAUCGAGACGAUGGUUAAAUGAAACGAAAACAUAAACAAAUUUUAAAGGUUGAUUGAUUAAGUCGUGGGCAGUCAUCGGAAGGAAAAUAGCAAAGAAAACAUCUAAAUGUUGUCUUUUGUUAGACCACUAGUUAAUUUGGAGCCGUUUCCCGUUCUAUUGAUUCACCUACACCAAAUUGGACGCGAUUGAGAGCGCGAGUUCGUGUCGAUGGAAAACAAAUCUCGUCCUCCCUAGAGGGUGAUCAAGUUGAUUUGCGGUUCGUGACAAAGCCGACCAAUGAGAGAUAAUACCGCGCACAAGAAGCGCUAAGGCCUCUUGUCAUUUGUCAUCAGUGACUGGGUGUGGACUUCCGUUUUGAGUGGGUUUCUUUUGUGUCGUGUUUAUGUAGGGCACCAUUUGCAUUUUAAUCUUUCGCAACGGGAAAUUAAACUUGAGGCUCUAAAGCUUUUGUUUUGGCUCCCAUCUUUUCAAGAACGUAACUCGUUAACGGGUGUACUUGCGUUUAGAUUGAACUUUUUUCUCGCACUUAAGAGGCGAUUAACUUGAUCAAACGCAGUGGCCAAGUUCUCGGUGUGAAAGGGAAAACCCACUGCCUACGUAAGUCGGUGAUCGUUCACUCAUAGAACCGGAACUAAGUCCCGCCAUAGCAUACCAUCAUUUCCGUUAAACAAGUUUAUCACUUGAGGGAUUUUAAAGCUUGAAUUACAAUAGAGAAUAAUCGACCUCGGCUAAAUAUAAAUUACUCAAAACAACGGACUACAAAGGAGUGAGAAGGAAAGUGUUUGGCUUGUGAAACAGGCAUUUUUUUUCUUAUCGAAGUGCUGCGGCAAGAUAAUUUACUUCGCUGCGCACGUUCGACUGGCGGGUUAAUUGAAUCUUUAGAGCUGUAGAAAGAAUAGCCAGGAUUACACGACAAAUUUAUUCUCAACUCGUCGAGUGUCCUUAUAACGCUGAGAGAGAAUAUUCAUGCGCUGGAUGAAGUCUUGAUCGCUCAUUGUCUGCCAAAGCAUUAGCACUGCCGGGGAGUUUUCUGCGCCCGACGGUUUGAUAGGAAAUUCGCGGGAACUCUUUUCUGGCAGAUUUGAUAAAAGGAAACAUUAAAUUUACCAAGCUGAUAAUCGGAAGUGCCACGCAAGCUAAGAAAGGCCAGCCCAUUAUAAUACAGUCACGACGUAGGUCGCCUUCAGUUUGAAUACAGUGACAACACUGAACGGUCGUCGGUGGACAGCGAGCGAAGACUCGUAGCUGAACAUCGCUUAAUGGCAAAGGACAACUGAUCACAGAAAGGCUCACGACUCUUUGAACUCGAUGAAACACGAAGGAUUAAGCAAGAUGAUGAUGCACGGUACAACAGAACGAAAUAAUUUCACCCUGGUCGAAAACAAAUUGCCUGGUUUAACUACGAACUUUUCUUCAGCCGGCAUACCCGAAGAGAGUGAUGCGGAUGAUUACUACCCAUUUGUGAUUGGACACGGGUCGAGUUUUAAAGUCGUCGACCCCAAAGUGUACAAACAUCUGCGUCGACAUAAUAUUCAGCAAAGGGUACCUGUUAAAGUAGCAGACUACGGGAAUAAACCGACAGUCGGGAGUCGGAGAACACGCGCUACAACGAACACUAAGUUAUCGAGUAGUUCGGACGAUGCGGACGAAUACUGUGAACUUUCACCGCUUGCGAAAGCGCCCCCCAUACCGUUAUCUACUCUCCGGUCUCAGCCCGUGGAAUUAAAACCCAAGAAUAAUCUCAUGAAAGUGUCCAGUUUCGAGCGGAGACUUUACACAGAUUGUUAUUAUUCAAAGACUAAAUCGUGUCUGGUCGAGAGCCAGCCGAGCUCUCCUAAAUCACGACCUACUACGCGACUUGUGGACACUAGCUCAUUGAAAAGCGAGCGCAGGGAGAACUCUUCACAAUGGGCAAAAGAAAAGCAGGAGCCCCUCUUGUGUGGUGUGGAAGCAGACGAGAUCAUAGACUAUGCCACUUGUAUGUGUUGUGUUAAAGGUGUCUUUUACCACUGCACCAAAGAUAGUUAUGAUGAAGGACAACUUGCCGAUGAACCGUGUUCGUGCGCGGGGCCCGUCAGCUCGUGCGCGCCUCGCUGGGGUUGUCUUGCUAUUUUAUCACUCUUCAUUCCCUGCCUAUGGUGUUACUUACCCGCUGUGGGCUGCAAAAAAGCCGCCACGAGCGUCAAGAAGAAGAAAAAACCCCAGAAACGCUUUAAACAAUUUAACUAUUCGUAGAUGAGGAUCCCUUAGAGCAGAACAUUUUGACUUCAUAAGUCAGACUAUUGAGGUAAUUUUCGUAAAAUAUACCGCCGUAUUUUACGUGCGCUUUUAUAUGAGUUGAAAUCGAAUAUUUUAUUUACCGGGUGGUGAAUGAUUUGUUAGAAGUUUCAAACAGAUUUUCGUUCGCAUGGCUGUACUCUUUUACUGCGAUUUGGUGUCUAUUAGCGCGCGGGGAACUGUUAUCUAUACUUCUAUUAACUCAAAUGAUGACAGCGUCUGUGUUUCAUGUCAUUCUGUUUAUCGAAAGUUAUAAAAUGAAAUCAGACUUUGAAGAUCUUUAAGGGAUGACUGAUGGAUUAAGAAAUUUCCUACUGGUUCGAUUUCAGGCUAUCAAAUGUUUCUGUUUUCCCAAGGGCUUUUUCACUCGCUAAUCUAUUUUGUCUGUUUUGAAAAAUUUGUUUGAUGUCUUUUGACGGACUCACUUUCACUCGACUUAAAAUACACACAGUAUUAUAAUAUGCGAAUAUGCAGCAAUGUAAAAAGGAAAAUGUUUAGUUAAAUUAUGACGCGCAGAAAAAAAAAAUUAUAAUUUAUGAAGUUAUUAAUCUCUGUAUUUAAGUUUUCUCCUGUUUGACUUUUGUAUGUAAAAUUGCUCCUUCUCUGAAGACUUGUUACUUCAAGGUUAAGAUAUGCGGAACACUCAGAGAAGAAUGGAAUAAAUCUGGGUGGUUCAGGAUA